Molecule: messenger RNA, 1419 nt
Organism: Rhinichthys klamathensis goyatoka
Lineage: Eukaryota; Metazoa; Chordata; Actinopteri; Cypriniformes; Leuciscidae
Gene: mgarpb
Product: mitochondria localized glutamic acid rich protein b
Exons: 6
Coding region: 14-1366 (450 amino acids)
Biological process (GO): anterograde axonal transport
Cellular component (GO): mitochondrion
Source: RefSeq, a predicted model, not a curated record
GGAGUUUAAAAGGAUGAGAGACAGGCUUGUGGAGAGUAAAUCUGUUAGUAACUCAGAUUCUAGGUUCACAGCAGGAAUAACGAUGUUCUGCAGAGCGGCUUGGCAAAGACUUGCACCUCUGGCAUGCAAAUCCCUCACUCCUUUAUUCAGCAAUGCUGUAUUCCCUAUACGACAGAUGUCCUUUGGGCUACCUGCGUCCGGGACAAACAUGGCUUACAUGGUGAUUGGUGGAAGCUCACUUACUGCUGCUCUUGUUUAUGCUUAUAAGACAAUAAACUCUGACAGUGCAAGAUAUAAUGAAAGAAUCGCACAACUCGAGGCCAGACCAAAAAUAGGAGCAGUGGCCACCUUGGCCUCCGUAGCAGAAGCAGCUGCGAUUGUGGAAACCGCAUUAGCUGAAAACACCACUAUUGUUGAAGCCACAGCAGCAGAACUCGUCGUAGAAGUGGUUGAUGCGGAGGCUGAAGAGAUCCCAGAACAUGUGGAUGCAGCAAUGGUGGUGGAUGCAGCAAUGGUGGUUGAGGCAGAACCUGCCAUUGUACAGGCAGUAGCAGCUGAUGCCGAGGAACCUACUGCACCUGUUGUUGAGGAUGUUGCUGCUGAGACUGCGGCUCCUAUUGCCGAGACAACUGUUAUCCCAAUGUCUGAUCUACUGAGCACUGUGAAAAUCCUGGCUGGAUCUACAGGGGAGAUCGCAGCAGCUUCAGUUGGAGAUCAGCACCUGGUGGCCACAUUGAGGUUGGCUGAGGACAACAAUUCUGUGGAGAUCCUCAAUGGGCUGGAGGUUGUUGAGGUCUCAGCAGAAGUGCCUGAGGAAGCUGAGGUUGAGGAGCCCGGUAGAUCCAAUCUGAAAACAGAAGGAGGAGAACUGGAGGAACUGCCUUCAGCGCUUCAAACAGUAGAAGAAACUAUUGAAGUGGGAGAUGACCAUGUCAAGUCUGAGGCAGACAGCCCUGUUGUGGCUGAAAUUAAUGCUGAAAGCCCUGCUUCAUCAGAGGAGGCCUCUGUUACAAAGAUGGAGAGUAUUUUGGAAUGGGAAGAGUCAUUGAGUCCCGAGGUGAUGUUGUCAGAAGAUGAUACCAUUUAUGGAUCUGCAGAGGUGACGUCAGAGACGGUCAAGGCAGUAGGUCAACAAAUAGAGGAAGAUAAAGCAUUAUGUCAUGAGCCAGCUGCCACAGAAACAGAACAUUCAGAGCUCACAGCGCCACCAACAGACCUGGAGGAAGCACUACAUGCCACAACAGAGUCUGCAGAAGAAGUUGCUGCGGAAAUGAUGCUGGAUUCUGUGGAGGAAGCUAAACCAGUUAAGGCAUCAGAGGAAGCUGUUGAAAGUGGAAAUGUUACGAUGACCAUGGCUCAAGCCUGAAUGUUGCACAGAACCUGCGACACAGAAAGCAAGUGAAACCCACAGAAUCUGUA